Messenger RNA from Acanthopagrus latus (yellowfin seabream), 2135 nucleotides. RefSeq names its product carbohydrate sulfotransferase 11-like. The coding region runs from base 453 to 1472 and encodes 339 amino acids. Gene Ontology annotation, cellular component: membrane. NCBI's taxonomy places the organism in Eukaryota, Metazoa, Chordata, Actinopteri, Spariformes, Sparidae. Gene Ontology annotation, molecular function: sulfotransferase activity. Gene Ontology annotation, biological process: carbohydrate biosynthetic process; proteoglycan biosynthetic process. The record is from RefSeq and is a predicted model, not a curated record. The transcript has 3 exons.
CUGUCAUAAGAGCGGGAGCUUGACUCUGAGUGGUUGAGGGGCUGCAGACGUCGUGUUCGGGCAGAGAGGGGUUAACGCGUUAAACAACACCCCCCCUUACACAAACAGAGCGGUGGCCUCCGCUCGGGCUGCGCCGUCAGUGAGGCAGCCUGCUCCAGUUGGUGUGCGGCGGCAGCGGCGCUGAGAAGCAGCGGUCACCGUGAGACGGACGCGGCGGAGCGGACAAAGUGUUCAGCCUGGCUCGUUUCUUUCUGUCCUUCCCUUCGUCUCCGCUGCGGCUUCCACACUGGACAGCCGAGGAUGUACAGGACGAUAAGGAGCCGCAGGGGUCAGCGAGCCGGAUCGAUGCUCCUGUCGGUGAUAAAGUAGACACGACGAGAGCGGCGUCCACUUCGCAUGAACCCCGGACCCAGGACUCGGCCCGGCUUCUCGGCCGCCUCCAAAGACUGAGGAUGAGGAAGCCUAAAGUCAUUCGCAUGGUCUUUGCCUUGAGCCUGGGAUGUUUCAUCAUGGUCAUCCUCUACUUCAACAGCAGCCUGAAGCCAGCCUCGGAGUCAGUCGAUGAUAGAAGCAGUGGGCAGAAGUCGAGAAGGAGUCCUCUACAGACGCUUUAUGAUGGUGACCAGGUUGAGUCACCAGUCCAGGCAAUCCACCAGGGCAGACGGGAGGUGUUAGAAGACGCCUGUCGCUCCUACACCCGCAAACGCAGAGUCCUCAUCCCCGAAGACCUUAAACAUGUCAUUGUGGACGACCAGCAUGGCUUGCUGUACUGCUACGUGCCCAAAGUGGCCUGCACCAACUGGAAGCGGGUGCUCAUGGUUCUGACUGGCGUCGCCGGAUCCCUCAGAGACCCGCUGGCGAUCCCCGCUAACGAGGCCCAUGUCGCGGGAAACCUCCGCACUCUAUCGGAGUACUCCACCUCCCAGAUCAACCAGCGCCUGCGCUCCUACCUGAAGUUCAUCUUCGUGCGGGAGCCCUUUGAGCGGCUGGUCUCCGCGUACCGCAACAAAUUCACAAGAAGUUACAACACGGCUUUUCAUAAACGAUACGGCACAAAAAUAGUGCGGCGGCACAGACCGGACCCCCAGCCGGAGGCUCUGGAGAGAGGAAACGAUGUCUCCUUUGACGAGUUUGUUUAUUACCUUGUGGACCCGGCCACCCAGCGAGAGGAGCCCUUCAACGAGCACUGGGAGCGGGUGCACUCGUUGUGCCACCCUUGCCUCAUCCACUACGAUGUGGUGGGUAAAUACGAGACGCUGGAGCAGGACUCCCGCUACGUGCUACAGCUGGCCGGGGUGGAGGACCAGGUCAGCUUCCCCACCUCGUCCAAGAGCACCAGAACUACAGGAGACAUGGCGGCUGAGUUCUUCCAAAACAUCAGCCCCUUCUACCAGAAGAAGCUGUACAACCUCUACCGAAUGGACUUCCUGCUCUUCAACUACUCUAUACCAGCCUACCUCAAGUUCAGAUGAGGCUGGGACGUCACUCAGCUGUGGACUCGACUUGAAUUUGUGGAGCCUGGACUCUGUUAAAUGUGCAGUCUGUUUUUGAGAUCUCUUUUUAAGGCCUUGCACACAGACUGCACGUGUGGUUGAAAAUUAACUAAAAUUAAAAGAAAUGGUAUGAUCCAUUCAUCGGGCUGAAGAACUUGUGUGCACAGAGCACCCAUGUAGAAGAGGACAUUUCAUUGCAAGAAGUUGUUGCCUGAAGAAGGUUCUAUGAUAUUUUAUCGUCAACAGUGAUCCAGUGGAUCUCAGUCACUGCCUUUCAAUGUGUGAAAUGCCAUUCAACUUUUGGUUUCAUUUCAGUUGUUGUCUGCUGUUUCAAAAGUGUAAUUUGCACAACAGAUGUAAUCUCUACAAGGUGCCACAGCACAAUUUAAGUAUUAAAAUCUUAUUUAGCGGGCGAAUGUCUCCAAAUGUACGUGCCUUUGAACACGGGCCUUUAUUUCACCCCUGCAGACAACUUUUGUAACUGUGACUUUUUUUUUGUGCUGUAGGAAGAGAUUUUUGUGUAACUAUGACAUUGUCUUAAUUUAUUGUGUUAUUUUUGGCUCUUCGAAGUCAGACAAACCAAAAUAGAUCUAGCUUCUCUCAUCAUUUUUAAAUAAAUGCAUUUCAGCAAGAAUGUGUUCA